This is a messenger RNA of Prorocentrum cordatum, 4555 nucleotides long. Lineage: Eukaryota; Dinophyceae; Prorocentrales; Prorocentraceae. The record is from the annotation of a GenBank genome assembly.
GCGAUGGAGCUAGACGGGGGCACCGAGAAGUGAAUUGGCCAGCGUGCAAGGGCGGGGAGAAGACAGACGAGGCGGCCGCGAAGGGCGGGGGAAGAAAAGGCCAUUCAGAGGCGGAAGAGUUCUCACCUGAGUGUGCUGGCGCGGCCGGCCCGUUCCGCUCCCAGACGUCCGAUGUUUUUUUUCUGCAUUCGCGGCCCCCGACCCAUCCCCCUGGGCCGGUUUUUCGCCCUGGGGCCAAUCUUUUGGAUGGCCUCGGGGCCCGGAAGGCGGCCACAAAGGCCGAUUCCAAGGCAAAGCGAAGUGUUCGAAGACAUCACAUCGUCGGAGAUCUUGGAUCGGCGUCGUCGGCUGUCGCCGUCGGCACCGUCGCCGCCGCCAGCGUCGCGGUCGUCGAUCGGCCGCAGGACACCGAGGUUGUCCGGUUCGUUGACGACGUGAGUGCCAGCGCCGCCGGAGUGAACCGGGCGGAGCCCAGGUGGGUCGCGUCCGCGGGGGCCAUGUCCAUAUGAGCCUUCGGCGCGAGCGAGUGCAUCGGAUUUGCGCUCGCUCCCCGGGGUGACCCGGACGGCUCGUGCAGGGUCCCGUUCUCGAGGACGGACGGCGGUCGCCACGUGCUGGGGUAUGUCGGCCUGAGCCUGGGUGGCGAGCGUCUGGAUCGGGGCGGACUGGAGUACAGCGAGGCCCAGCCGUACCACCGAGCGUACGCCAUCCGAAUCCUGUGGGCGGACAUGUCCGAGAGCAGCGCGGCGGCGCUCGACGAGGUGCUGGCCGCUGGGCUCGCCGACGACCUCGAGCGUCUGCGGAGCGAGGUACACCUGCGGGCGUCCCUCACGCACCCCGCCGUUGCGCGGCGCGCGGCGCGCGCAGCGGAGCUCCUGGCGGGCACCAGGGGUCUGACGACCGCGCUCGUGGUGCACAGCUACUGGAGGGCGUUCUCCUCGAUGACGGCGGAGGGAGAGGUGCCCUUCGGCCGGGCAGAAGACGAGGGCUGGCUGGCGCGUUUCGGGCACCUGGUCGGCCUCGCCGCGUGCUCCGCCUCCGCCGCGGCGUGCGGGGGCGCGCCGCCGCCGCGCUGGGCCGCGGGCGUGCUGGGCCUCGCGCAGCUGCUCUGGGGCAACGUCUGGGCUCUGCCCGAGCACUCCGCGUGGGGCCUCAGCUACUGGGACGUGCGGGUGCUGGCCGCCGGCAGCUUCUGCCCCCUGAGCCGCUUCGUCGCGGAGGACCUCCUCGCCGCGGGCCGCGGCGGGGGGCCUGGCGCCGCCAUCCAGCCCGCGCUGCGGGCCGCGUCGUGGUACCCGGCGCCCCACGCCUGCUCCCUGAUGGGCUUGGCCGCGGCGCCGCCGCGGGCGCCCGGGCUCCGGGUCGUGGUGGUGCAGGCGCACCACGGCCUCUUCCAGGAGACGCAGUCGCUCCUGCACGCCGUGUCCCUGGACCACUGGGGCCGCCCCGCGGAGAUUGUCCCGUACUUGCUGAAGCGCGGGUGGAAGAACCGGCAGUGGUCGGGCAUUGCCACCGACGGGCUGUCCUGGGGCUCCGGGUCCGGGCCCCCAGAGAGCCGCGGCGACCCCGACAAGCGCAGGCUCUUCUCCCUGCGAGAAGGCCUGGAGAUGGUCCGAGGCUGGGUCGCCAGCGACGCCGACUGGAGGGCAGCGGACGCGGUCGUGGACUGCAAUCCAGCGUGGGUGUGCGUGGCGCUUCAUCACGUGGCGCCGGAGCUGCCGAUUGUCAUGCGAAAUAACAUGGCGCUUCUCCUGCAGUAUUUUGACUGGGAGGAGCUGGACACCUUCUGGGCAUGGCUUGCCGAUCUCACCUCGUCGGCGCGCUGCCGCUUCUCAGUCGGUACGCGCUUGGUCGGGGAGCAGAUCUUCUGGCAGACAGGUGUCAGGCCAGAGUACGUCCCCAUGGUCAUGAUUCAUCUCAGUGGGGUUGCGCAUUUCCUCAAGAACGAGUCCUCCACGGACGAGGUCCUCCUCUUCAAGAACACCCACCCCGGCUUCGACAGGUUUGUCCUCCUGCUGAAGCAGCACGCGGGCCCCGCCGGGCUGCCCCUGGUCGUCCAGCAGGAGCUCCUGGAGUCCCUGGGCCGGCCGCUGGACUACGAGGAGAUCGCGGCCUACCGGGCCGUGGUGCUCGUGCCCCACGUGCCGAACAACGCCGCCUUCGCCGACCUCUACGCCCUGCACGUACUCCGCUGCCCGACCCGUGUUCCUGCCGGCGGAGCCCUACAUCUACACGUGGAUGUGGGCCAACUCGGCCAUGUUCGCCGGGCCCACGCUCUUCUCCGUGGGCAGCACGCCCAUCCAGAGCCGCGCCCCCGAGAGGCUCCGGCCCAGGGCCCCGGCGUGGUGGCUGCAGGAGGACGGGGCCAACGCGAGCGCGCAGUACCCCCCGUUCGAGCACCUGGUGGCCGGCUUCCCCUCCGAGCUCGAGAGCCUGCUGCACAGGGCCUACUGGUUCCAGUACUCGGACUACGCGGCGCUGCCGGGGCUGAAGCGCUUCCGCAGCGCCGCGGAGCUGGUGGCGCUGCUGGCGGGCUUCUCCCGCGGGGCGGCAGGCGCGGCCAGCCGCGCGAUGCGAGGGGCGCACGAGCGGCGCGUGCACGAGGUCAAGCGCUGGAUGGCGUGUGCGCUGGCGAGCCUGCAGGAUCAAGCUCCAGCUAGCUCAGUAAAUGCCCACGCUCAGUGCGGGCAUGCCGGCUCCGAAGUCACCUGCCGCUGAUGAAGUGCACAUUCGGCGACGCCCCCUGCCAAUCCAGACGCACUUCAGCACGCCCAAGUCUCGCCAGUUGGGGCCAGAGCGAGCACUCGAAGUCACCAAAGGCAGCGGCGAAGGGCUCCAGCGCUACCUCUCCCUGUUCAGCCGGCCAUUCUCUGCUGCCCGUGUUCAGCACGCCAGCGUGGACGGAGCCCGACGUGCGAGCUCGGCUGGAGCUGUACGCGGAGUCGUGACGCCGGUGGCGACGUCGGCCAGGAAUGUUGCCAGCCGUGCAUGGCGCCCUGCGCGAUGCCCCAGUGCCCAGGAGCUCGCUCGCGGGCUUGUGCGGCAGUGACCCUUUUAGUCGAAGAAGAAGGGGCUGCAUACAGUCGGCGCCCUGAAGAAGGAACCCUUUUCGUUGGGGAGGGGCUCCGUGUUCCUUCAUUGCUUCGCAGCUUGCCUUAGAUUUUCCUCAGGCUUUCGAUGCGAAAUCGAACUUUUUACUUAUGGAAAAUAGGGGCCUCGUUCCUUAUUUAGGGUUCCUUAGGUCAACGCCCCGACUGUAGUCGAAGAAGAAGGGGCUGCACAAGAGGUCCUCGCGGAGGCGCUGGACCCCCCUGCCUGACGCGCGGAGCGCGCCCGGUGGCGGCGCCCGGCGCCGAUCCGGGAGCUCCGCGCGGACCUGCGGCGGCGUAUGUUUGUGCAGCUGUGCUUUGUCCUCUUGUCUAGGGCAUGUUGCGAGUUCGGGCGUCGGCGUCUGGUUUUCCCCGCCCCCGCGGCUGGGCAUUCCGAGCCGCGGGGGUGCGUGGUUUUGUGCUGUUUUCCCCGGUGCCGGAGGGCGCGCCGCUUUAGUUUUCGAUCGGCUCCUUGUGCCUAGCGGGGCGUCACACCGUCGGUCACCAGAGAGUGGCGAGAGCGUUGGCAAGGGGUGAAAGGCGGAAAGCAGGCGCGCAUUCGCUGCCCUCGCCUCCGAAGUAAGCGCCUCUGCACAAGACGAUGAUCGUUGUGCUCGGUUGCCUUCUCGGCAGACUUCGUGCUGUCGCCUGGAAGGUCAGAGUAGCAGUUUCCCGAGUCCCUUGCUCUUGUAGAGCACCGGACGACAGCAUCCCCAGGCAUGAAGUGCUUGGACAGAUGUGUGCCGCCAUGAUGCUGUGAGCUUUUCUGUUUUCCCCCGCAUGCUAUCUGGGAUUGUCGUUUUCAGGAACGACGCUCCAGUCCUCCUUUCGUGCCCCCUGUGCUGACCUCUCCGUUUCCUCUUCGUGCUGCUCCUCCUGCUUCUCGCCAUCCCAGCCGCACCAAUACGCAAGGGACCUACCACCUCGUGAUGCUAAACACGCUUACGCUCAUAUGCGAAUAGCUGUAUGUAGUAUAGCAUUGAUGCAUCUCGUUUCCAUUUCGGGUAGUUGCAACAUUGAACUGCUUGAGGCCAUUCUCUGAUGCAGCUGGCAGUUGAUCCUCCUUUGAAAGCAUCCACAAGGGAGGUGUGCCCGCAGGUUCAAAGUAGAUCCACAGAGACUGCGUGAUCUUGGGCACCGGUGCAUCGUUGUGGACUGCAGCGAUGGAAGUUUCAUCUGCUUCUGCCAGCCGUGUUUCUCCUACACGUCUGGAGAUCCGUUGCGUCGCUUGUGGGACCCUUGUCAGGCCCCACCCUCCUCCCGUGCGUCCGCGCGGUAGAAGGAGCUCCUCACCCCUCCUGCUUGCACCUCCUGCUUCCUAGCUUCCUCCCUCCGCCUGCUUCCUAGCUCUCUUGCCUCGUCGUCCCUGGGGGCUGCGAGCUGCGACUCUGUCUCACCGGUUUCUUAUAUGGUUCCUGGAGGGUCCGGCGCUGUGACGUCUUGCGCGAAGCAAGAUGAGACCAAAC